AUGGCUGCUGCGAAUCCAGCCAAAACGCUCCAGGAGGAAGCUACUUGUUCCAUCUGCCUGGAUUAUUUUAAAGACACGGUGAUGAUUAUAGACUGCGGGCACAAUUUCUGCCGAGCCUGCAUCACCCAGUGCUUGUGGGGAUGGGAGACAAACCUCUCCUGCCCUUGCUGCAGGGGCAGCUUUCUCCGGAGAAACCUCAAGCCAAACAGGCAGCUGGCCAACGUGGCAGAGGUGGCCAAACAGUUCAGCCUGCGGCUGUUCAAAGAGCCCCGAGGGGAGAGGGUGUGUGAGAAACACCUGGAGACUCUGAAACUCUUCUGCGAGGAGGAUCAAACUCCCAUCUGCGUGGUGUGUGACAGAUCCAAGGAGCACCGAGCUCACACGGUGGUUCCCAUCGAGGAGGCUGCCCAGGAGUACAAGGUGCAAAUUCAGAGCCAGCUGGAGAUUUUGAAGAAAGAGAGAGCUGAGAUACUCGAGUGUCAAUUGAGUGGGGAAGUGAAAAGCCAGGAACUUCUGAAAGAAGUGGAAGCCGAGAGGCAGAAGAUUGUGUCUGAAUUUCAGCAGUUGCGCCUGUUUCUGGAGGAACAAGAGAAACAUCGGCUGGGCCGGCUGGGCGAGCUGGACAAGGAGAUUGUGAAGAUGAGGGAUGAAAAUGCCACCAAAUACUCUAAGGCGCUUUCUUGCCUCAGCGAUAUGGUCUGCGAGAUAGAGGGGAAGUGCCAGCAGCCAGCGAGUGAAUUCUUGCAGGUCAUCAGAAGCACCUUGAGCAGAUGUAAGACGGAGAAGUUUCAAAAUCCAACUGCGGAGUCUCCUGACUGGAGAAGAAGAAUCAAAGAACUCUCUCAAGAAACCGUAUCGCUACAGGAUGCUGUGAAGAAAUUCAAAGAGUCUCUGCCAUCUGAAACUGUGUUGAAAUCAGCAAAUGUGAGUUUUGAUCCAGCCACGGCUCAUCCCCGCUUCGUUGUGUCCAAGAGACGGAAAAGCGUGAGAUGGGGAGACACGCGGCAGGAUCUGCCCUACAGUCCUAAGAGAUUUGAUCCUUCUCGCUGCGUGCUGGGCUGUGAGGGAUUCACCUCGGGAAAACAUUGCUGGAUGGUGGAAGUGGGGGAUGGGGGAAACUGGGCUGUGGGGGUGGCCAGAGAGUCUGUGAGGAGGAAGGGAGAGAUCAGCUUGGACCCUGAGGGGGGCAUCUGGGCCAUGGGGCUCUGCAGAGGUCAGUACCGGGUUUUAACAUCCCCUGUGACUCUUCUGACCCUGAGCGGGAGCCCCACACGGAUUCUGGUUUGUCUGGAGUAUGAAGAGGGGUUGGUGACAUUUAUAGAUAUUGAUAGCAUGGCCAGGAUAUUUUCAUUCCCAUCAGUUUCUUUUACAGGGGAGAAAAUCUUCCCUUUUUUCCGGGUUGGGGAUAUGCAAACGCAUCUCAGGCUACUCCCCUGCAUCACAGGGUAACAUCGGGCCUCGGGGCUCUGUACUGAGAGCGUCCUUGACAGAAGGAGAUGACUGGGUUACAUGGGCCAAACUCAUUGGCCUUGUCCAUGCUACAGGGAUGUUUGCGACACAGCCAGCUCGCCCUGUAACUAUGCUGGGACAAUCCCAUAGUGUAGAUGCAGCCGACACCAACAGAAGGGGCUUUGCCCUCAGUGUAGAAACUCCCCUUCCCCAAGCGAAGGUAACGACCAUUGAUGGAAGCCUACUUCCGUUGCCAUAGCUGCGUCCAUGCUGCCGGGUAGGUUGGCAUAGCUACAGCAUCCAAGUGUGCCUUGUUUUCUCCCACAACCCUGACCUACGCAAUGUGUCAACCUAACUUUUUAAGUGUGGCCCAGGCCAUUGUCUCAGGGGUUGUCUGGCCUGUUUCCCCUCCAACCUCUGCA
Molecule: messenger RNA, 1871 nt
Organism: Malaclemys terrapin pileata
Lineage: Eukaryota; Metazoa; Chordata; Testudines; Emydidae
Product: zinc finger protein RFP-like
Exons: 7
Coding region: 1-1449 (482 amino acids)
Molecular function (GO): zinc ion binding; protein binding
Source: RefSeq, a predicted model, not a curated record